AUGAUGAGGGUUUGUGCCUGAAAGUGAUGUAUGUCAUUAUGUAUAUAUUAGACAGUAUGGAAAUUAAACCUGUUAUUGCUCUAAAAGUUUUUAUGAAGAAGUACCUAGAAACUCCGAACUUCUUUACAUAUUCCUUUGACAUGGUAAAACAGAAUAGGUGGCCCUCGGGCCAUUAUUAAACUUUGCCCCUGCACCACUUCUUACUAACCUCUCGAUAUAACUGUGUGGUCAAUUAUAAGAAGCUUUCAAAUUAUACACUCAUGAAUUUAAUACAAAUCUUUAUGGUAUUAUGUUAAGGUUAUAUAAAACAACAGUUGAGGAGCUUAGCACAGUUUACUGUAAAAAUGUACCGGUACCCCUACUUAAGGCUUAAUAGCAUUUCAUAUACAAGUGCCCUUGAUCUCUGACUAUUGAUUGCAAUUAACUUCGAUGUUUGAAGUCCAGUUACCACUGGUUGAUGGCCAAGUAUUGACAAGUCCAGAUGUCGGGACACAGGCAUGCUGAAGAUGUUGGAGACAUGGUAGACAGGAAAGUCAGCAGGGCAAUGAGAAAGAUGGAAAAAGCGAUGGCCAAGGCUGCAAUAGCUGAAAAAGAAGCUAAGCGUGCAUAUAAAUCAGGCCGGGAUGUCCCUGAUGGAGUUACUUACACCACAGAUAAACAUGGGAAUUUCAAGGAAAUUCAUCGUGUUCGCAGUUACGAGGGAGAUGUAAUCAUUGUGAAUGGUGCUGGCCAAAUUAAAGUCGGCUGUCGAGAGCAUGUUACCAAAGGCCCUGGUGGUUACAGAGAUGAGGACAGCAGUGAUGAAGAGUUAGCGACCAGUCGCUCACGACACAGACAUGGGGAGCCUGCAAGGCAGGAGCCUGGGGUGGACUCAAACAUACAGAGGCUUCUACAUACAAACCCGAGCCAUGACAUGCCAACAUUUGUCACUCCAUUUACAGAGUCCACACGACCUGUAAAUUCAGACGAUCUCCAAACUGUCAGUCAAUACAUUGGACAAGAUUGGAGACGAGUGUUCCGAAAUCUUGGCCUUGAAGAUGAAACAAUUGAGGAGGUACGUGAGGACCACUAUGUAGGGGGUUUACGUCAGAUUGUGUACGAAGGACUCAUGUUGUGGUCACGCAGACAACUGGGGACAGUGGGGGCGCUAUCGGCCGUGUUACACCGUACUGGGCAGACAGUGGCGUUAGACCACCUGAGUCCUUGAGAACAUACGGGAAUUUCUCAGUUUUUUGGUUUGGUUCUAUUUAAAAAUGUGAUGGGCAUAAUUAUGAGAUGUUGCAAAACUUUUGGGAAAGACUUUAAUUCAUGUGUAAUAACAUUGAAAUGCACACUAUAACUGGAAGUUACCUUCAUUUUAUGAAUAAUUGCUUUGUUAUUUAAAAUCAUUCAUCAUUUCUCUCAUGUGGUAUGGUUGCCAUUAGCCAUCAUUUAUUUAUUAAUGAUAUUUGUCAGGCUUAUAAUGAAUGACCUGGAUUGUAAAUUAUAAAGUUUUGUUUUGAGUGAAUUACAUUGUAUAGAUUUGUUUGACUGUUUUUUUAAUUUUAUUUCAUGAGAUCAGAAUUUGAAAGUAACUGAUCGGUUAACUGUCGUGCAAUAGAACUUGUCAUUUCCAUUUAUCAGGGAUCAUCUUGUCAUAACUGCUAAUUGUGGUAAUUGUAGCGUAUGAAUGUACAUAACUGUGUUUAUUAUUAUGUAUAUCAACUAUACCAGCAGCCAAUUGUAUACAUCUAGAUAACUCAUAUCCAGCAGAUAACUUUUGGUUAUCUUCCAUUUUAGGAUAUCUUUUUUGGUUAGCAAUGUAAAAACAAAGAAAUAUCCAAUAGGUGCACGUUUUUGUUAUGUUUAGGAGAAGAUUUAGCCAAGGUAUUUGACUUUGGUUAUCUUUACAUGUAUCAAAAUAGAGGUUAUCUUAAGGAUUGGCUAAACGUUAUCCAGAUGAAUACAAUUGACUGCAGCUGGUCAACACAUUGAAAGAAUAAAAUAAGAGUAAAGAAA
This is a messenger RNA of Dreissena polymorpha, 1998 nucleotides long. RefSeq lists its product as uncharacterized. NCBI's taxonomy places the organism in Eukaryota, Metazoa, Mollusca, Bivalvia, Myida, Dreissenidae. The record is from RefSeq and is a predicted model, not a curated record. The coding region runs from base 482 to 1207 and encodes 241 amino acids. The transcript has 6 exons. Gene Ontology annotation, biological process: signal transduction. Gene Ontology annotation, molecular function: protein binding.